AGUAAACAAACAUACACUGGGAUUUUAACCACAGCGAGAAACUGGCACGCGUGUUUCGGGCAUGGACAACGCUGGAUUUUGGAUAUUCCUGAUACCAACUUGUGUAAUUCCAGGGAUAAAUGGCCAGACUGUGGAAAUGGAUGAUGGGAAGUGGGGCUAUGUUGGCUCAAAGGUGGAUCUCCGAUGUCGGUUCAUUAACAGCUCCCCGCCUGUCAAAAUCUCACAGGUGACAUGGCAGAAACUUGUGAACGGCACCAAGCAGAACGUGGCCAUUGCCAACCCCUCCCUUGGCGUGUCUGUAGCCCCACCCUACAGGGACAGAGUGGCCUUCAAAAAUGGAGCAGUAAGGCGAAGAACUCCGAAUCUAGAAGACACCACCAUCACCUUUUCUUCGCUCCGCCUCACCGAUGAGUGCACCUACAUCUGUGAAUACACCACGUUCCCUGCAGGGAACCGAGAAAACUCUGUAAACCUCACCGUCUUUGUUCGCCCGACGACUCAGAUGAGUCUUUCCACGCCGACGCUUGUUGCACGCUCAUCCAAUCUGAAGACACCUGUAGCCACCUGCGUUUCAGCCAAUGGAAAGCCACCAGGCACUAUCAGGUGGGAGAGCAGGGUGCCGGGAGAAGUGACCACCAGAGAGUUCAGAAACUCAGAUGGGACGUUCACUAUUCAGAGCGACUACAUUUUGGUCCCCAGCAGAGAAACACACAAGGAAACCCUCACCUGUGUGACCUCAUACAAUGAGGAGGUCUUCACUGACAGCGUCACCUUGGAUAUUCAGUAUGAGCCAGAUGUUUUGAUUGAUGGGUUUGAUGGAAACUGGUACCUGAAUCGAGAGAACGUCCAGCUGAGCUGCCAAGCUGACGCCAACCCAGCCGUCUCCCUGUAUCAGUGGAGACUUAUUAAUGGCACUAUACCAACCAAUGCUGAGGUCAGAGACAACGUCCUCCUCUUUAAAGGGCCUGUCACAUAUGACGUGCAAGGGACCUAUGUUUGUGAUGCAACCAAUAGCAUCGGGACACGAUCCAGCUCUGUGGAGGUCAGCAUAAUAGAAAAGCCACUACCACAGAUUGCAACUGGUGAUGUCAUCAGCGUCGUUGCCUUAUUAUUGGCUGCUGGAGUGCUCAUGGGCAUUACUAUCACGGUCCUGGUGCUCAAAAUAAGAAGCAGAAAAGACGACUCCUCAAAUGACUCUCCGUCCAGGAAACUGUCCCAGCCGAUAAGAAAAAGACCAGCGGAUGACAUUCAGCAUUCAGGACGGUUCUAUGAAGAGCUUCCAAACACAGCAGACUACGUGAGCUACAGACUGGCCUGUAACAAGGAGGACUACCCUGAGCCCUACUCCCCUCCCAUCAACCCACCUCUCUCAUUUCUGCCCCAGCACCCCUACCAUUCCUCACACACGACCCCUGCAACCAGUAGCAGCAGCAGCAACAACACCAUGUCAAAAAACACCUUUUCUCCUCCUCCUCCACACACCACGGCCAUCUUCAAAUACCCCUCGGUACCGGGCCUGAGCUCUCCUCCCCCUGGAGUGGCAGCAUACACUUUUCCGAAAGAGCAGUACGUCUGAAGCGACGCUUCAUUUGUCACAAACUCAAACUGCUCCAGUGAGGACAAAAUGAAACAACCAGAUUUUAAUCCAAACAUUUCCAAGAAGGAGGCUUUUGUUUGACCAUAAGCUAUCAGGCAAUGUCUCUGCAUUGUCUGACUCUGUGGACAACACUGGAAAAUAAAGGACAAUGCGGUUUUUAUGUUGGACUAUGAAUCAAGUUGAAUUAUAAAAUGUUUUCUCUGUUUUGUCCUGUUUUUUUUUUUUGUAUAAUCUAUUCUAUGAAAAGGGAAGUUUGUUGAACCAUGUUUCUAUUAUGUUUUAGGGUACAGGGAGGUCACGUUGAAAUGAUUUAAUGCCAUUUGAAAAAUGUACAUUGCAUGGAUGAAUAACAUUUGAUUUGCAAAUGCUUCUGACAUAGGAUUACCUCUUGAUGCCCAUUGUGAUUGGCCCCUAACUUUAUCUGGUAUUGUAAUAUUUAUUAAAAAAAAAAAAAGCAAUGGGAAAAAAGUUAUAUAAUUUCCGACUUUAUCUCUGAAGCCCAUUUUCUUUAUCCUGCAUCAUACACACUGACAAUCCUUUUACUGUAGAACAGUGGAACUCACCUUUUGGUUUACCUCCUGCUCAGAUGAUAUACUUUUACUGUGUUUGUAUUUUAUAUUAUUAAUGUUUUUCUUUGCAAUGAAAAAAGCACAUUUUUAUGUACUCGAGAAAUUCUAUUGUUCUAUUAAAUUGAUGUUUAUAUUUGUGGUAUUAGUGGGAUUUAGACUUCAUUGAC
Messenger RNA from Notolabrus celidotus (New Zealand spotty), 2333 nucleotides. It is a transcript of the gene nectin1a, whose product is annotated as nectin cell adhesion molecule 1a. Gene Ontology annotation, cellular component: adherens junction. The record is from RefSeq and is a predicted model, not a curated record. Gene Ontology annotation, biological process: protein localization to cell junction; heterophilic cell-cell adhesion; homophilic cell-cell adhesion. Bases 62 to 1576 code for a protein of 504 amino acids. The transcript is spliced from 10 exons. Lineage: Eukaryota; Metazoa; Chordata; Actinopteri; Labriformes; Labridae.